ACGACGAUGAUGAUGCCAGUGGUGUCUUCUUUUGUGCUGUGUGCCUUCCUGUGUGCCACGACCAGCGGUGUACCGGUGGCAUCGAACGCAACCGGACUUGGGGCGGCUCUAACCAACAUUGCCAACAGCUUCGUGGUGGUUAGCGAGGAACAGCAGCAGACAGUGAGCAGUCGCAUUGACACGGAAGCGCCUACCGUACCACAUCUGGAAUCUGCCAAUGUCCUUCCUGCGCUCAUGCACAUUGCUCUCACCCCGGAAGAGCAUCACAUUAAGGCGCAUACGGAAGAGUUGGUUUAUACAAACAAAACCGAUGCGCAGGGUGUGGUGAAGAUCACUAUCGUUGAGAAAAAUUCGUCUGAAGAAUUAACGACAGAUGAAGCUGCUACGGAAGAAUAUAACGACGAUGAUGAUGAUACGACUACAGAUGAAAUCACCACAGAGACAGAAGAUGGUCUAACAACUGUUGUUCCGAGCACUACCGGUUCACCCACGUUGCGAUCCACUACGCCAACUGCCAUUCUUACCGUGCUCGGAAAUGAUCAAGUGGACAAGGAAAAGGAGGAAGAAAUCAAGCAAAACAUUAAAGAGGUGGAAGCGAUGCCGGUGAUACUGACUGUCGGCGUCUAG
Molecule: messenger RNA, 627 nt
Organism: Anopheles moucheti
Lineage: Eukaryota; Metazoa; Arthropoda; Insecta; Diptera; Culicidae
Exons: 2
Coding region: 7-627 (206 amino acids)
Source: RefSeq, a predicted model, not a curated record